This is a messenger RNA of Ficedula albicollis (Collared flycatcher), 2174 nucleotides long. It is a transcript of the gene POMK, whose product is annotated as protein-O-mannose kinase. Gene Ontology annotation, cellular component: endoplasmic reticulum membrane. Gene Ontology annotation, molecular function: carbohydrate kinase activity; protein kinase activity; ATP binding. The coding region runs from base 198 to 1259 and encodes 353 amino acids. The transcript has 2 exons. Gene Ontology annotation, biological process: carbohydrate phosphorylation; protein phosphorylation; protein O-linked glycosylation. The record is from RefSeq and is a predicted model, not a curated record. NCBI's taxonomy places the organism in Eukaryota, Metazoa, Chordata, Aves, Passeriformes, Muscicapidae.
GGCGAGCGUCGAGCUCGCAGCCGCCCUUAACACGUCCCGCCGCCAGCGUGGCCUCUCGUCGUAGGCUGCAGGCUCCGGACCGUGGUGCCUGCGGGAUGGCCGGGCAGCCGGCGCUGCAAAAGCCGUACAGGCGUUCAUCCCCGGGCUGGAAAGAGGGUUAGCCUCCGUCUUACACGGAGGAUGCGGAAGGCACGGCCAUGGAAAAGAAACCGCAUUUCGUUAGGAGGGAGUUUCUUCCCAGAGAGGUGCCAUCCGUCUCACUGGCGUUGCUGCUUGCGGCCGUCCUGCUCCUUAAUGCCCUUCUCUACCUGUACCUCAGCAAGUUUUACAUCUCUCUGGGACGUGUCGAAACGGACCACGGCCUCUGCCCUUUUGGGCAUUUCAAAUUCGGAGCGGUGAAGAAUUGUUCCCCGUGGCUUUCCUGCGAGGCCAUAAAUAGGGAAGUCAGGAAACUCAAGUGUGUUGGUGAAGGUGCUGUGAAAAAGGUGUUCCUUUCUGAGUGGAAGGAAAAGAAGGUGGUCCUUUCACAGCUCACCAACUCAGAGCUGAAGGAGGACUUUCUCCAUGGACUGAAGAUGCUGAAGGCCCUUCAGAGCAAGCAUGUUGUCCGGCUGCUUGGCUACUGUGAGCAGCAGUUCACAAUCCUCACCGAGUACCAUCCUCUUGGUUCACUGAGAGGCCUGAAUGAAACUCUCCACAUUCCUAAAUACAAGAGCAUGAACACCUGGCAUCGCAGGCUGAUGCUUGCUAUAGAGUACGUGAGUGUCAUUCGGUACCUGCACAGCAGCCCCCUGGGCACCUUAGUGAUGUGCGACUCGAAUGACCUGGACAAGGUUCUCUCCCAGUAUCUCCUAACAAGUGACUUUCAUGUUCUGGUUAAUGAUUUGGACGCUCUGCCUCUUGUGAACAGGAGUGCUGGCAGGCUGGUGAAGUGUGGUCACAGGGAGCUCCAGGGUGAGUUUGUAGCUCCUGAGCAGCGUUGGCCCUAUGGAGAAGAUGUGCCAUUUGAAGAUGACCUCAUGCCUCCCUAUGAUGAGAAAACAGACAUCUGGAAAAUCCCAGAUGUCUCCAAUUUUUUCUUGGGCCACGUUGAAGGAAGUGACAUUGUACGACUGCAUCUGUUUGACAUCCAUGCAGCAUGUAAGAAGAAGGACCCGGCAGAACGGCCCUCUGCCCAAGAGGUCUUAGACACCUACAAGAAAGUUUUAACUCUGCUUAUUCAGGAGGCAGCUAUGCCUGGUACUAGAGAAAUGUUAUAGUGAAUCACAAGGCAAACAACAUACUGAUGUUUUAAAUUGAUGUCCUUCCUAUUUAUGUAGCUUGCUUGAUGGACAAAACCUCUGUCUCCAAAACAGAAGAAAAGAACAACUGAACUUGUACCUCUUGAUUAAAAAAAAACAAAAAACAAUCAAAGAGCUAUCAAGCUUUCCAUUGGCAUGUUUAAUCUACCAUUGGAAGAGGAGGAGGGAGAGAAAUGAAGUUGUGUGGGAGCAGGGGAAAUUUGUUCCUUAAGAAAUGAUAAAUUUUCACUUGCAACAAAAUUUUACACAAAUUUACACAAAAAAAUCUUAAAAAUUACAGAAAACUGGCUAAAAAAAUAUUAGUAUACCUUAACUUGUCAGCAGAGUACUGGACAGCAGAGACCAUAGCAUGCCCCCCACAAGCUUUGUGCUGAUUGCUGUGGCUUUGGCCUAUGUUCUAUCCACAAAACCCUCAUCUACUUUCCCAUGUAGUAAAAGCAGUGGUCACUUAGAAAGGAGUACCCCAUUUCACUUCAGAUUUUGGUGAGCCCCAGUGCCAGAGCUGCAGUGGCAGUCUCUCCCUGCUGGCUGGGGCAUAGGUUGUUUUUGGAGCCAUAAUGGCAAUUGCUCUAUGUGAGCCCUUAGUGAGUGUGUGGCCACUUUUGGAAGCAAGAAGAUGAUGCAGAUUCUGAAGAGUCUGCUUACAUCACAGGUUCUUGGUUUUCAGGCCUUUGUCCAGUGGGGUUUUCAGAUGGGCUCUUUAGAGAUGAAGCUGUCGAAUGCAAGUCUCUUGUUCCUCUGUAAUCCACAGAAAGGCUGAACACUUUGGAAGAGAGCUGAGGUGUGUCUUUUUUUUCAUUCACUUAUCCUUGCUUAGUGUUAUCAUGAUUUGAUGGAAAGAAGGAUAACAAGGAACUGAAAGAGAAUAUGACU